Messenger RNA from Hemicordylus capensis (graceful crag lizard), 3843 nucleotides. Its product is annotated as actin-related protein 2-B-like. Gene Ontology annotation, molecular function: actin filament binding. Gene Ontology annotation, cellular component: Arp2/3 protein complex; actin cortical patch. The coding region runs from base 351 to 1535 and encodes 394 amino acids. The transcript is spliced from 9 exons. Gene Ontology annotation, biological process: Arp2/3 complex-mediated actin nucleation. The record is from RefSeq and is a predicted model, not a curated record. NCBI's taxonomy places the organism in Eukaryota, Metazoa, Chordata, Lepidosauria, Squamata, Cordylidae.
CAGGACUCUACCACCUCGCUGGGCUGUGCAGAGACCACCCGUCCUCCUUUGCACUCCCCCCCCCGGGAGUCUGCCUCCUCAUUACUCGCGCGGAGGGGCUCCCUCUCUCUCUCUCGUGAGCCUGCCUGGGAUCGGGCUCUGCUGCCCGCCUGGGCCCCUCCCUCGUCGGGCUGGGGCCCGCUGCCAGCCCAGGAUGUUGCAUCACGGCCGGGGCUGCUCCCUCCCAGCUCCGGCGCCUGCUCCGUGCACUAGCCCAGCCUUGUGCCCGGGCGGCGGCGCUUCCUGCUGGGCUCGCCCGAGAGAGGGAGGAAGGAGCUGCCGCCGGCCUCGAACCCGCCACCUGCCGCGCCAUGGACAGCCAGGGCCGCCGCGUGGUGGUCUGUGACAACGGCACCGGGUUUGUUAAAUGUGGCUAUGCCGGCUCCAACUUCCCCGAACACAUCUUCCCAGCCCUGGUGGGACGUCCCAUCAUCCGUUCCACUGCCAAAGUGGGCAACAUCGAGAUCAAGGACCUCAUGGUGGGGGACGAGGCCAGCGAACUGCGCUCCAUGCUGGAGGUGAACUACCCCAUGGAGAAUGGGAUUGUGCGCAACUGGGAUGACAUGAAAUACUUGUGGGACUACACCUUUGGGCCCGAGAAGCUCAACGUUGACCCCCGCAACUGCAAGAUCUUGCUCACAGAGCCCCCCAUGAACCCGAUCAAGAACCGGGAGAAGAUCAUCGAGGUGAUGUUUGAGACCUACCAGUUUGAGGGUGUCUAUAUAGCCAUCCAGGCAGUGCUGACCCUCUACGCUCAAGGCCUCCUCACCGGCGUGGUGGUGGACUCCGGAGACGGCGUCACCCACAUCUGCCCCGUCUACGAGGGCUUCUCCUUGCCUCAUCUCACCCGUCGGCUGGACAUCGCCGGGCGCGACAUCACACGCUACCUCAUUAAGCUCCUGCUACUGCGUGGCUACGCCUUCAACCACUCGGCCGAUUUUGAGACCGUGCGGAUGAUGAAGGAGAAGCUCUGUUACGUGGGCUACAACAUUGAGCAGGAGCAGAAGCUGGCACAGGAGACCACGGUGCUGGUGGAGUCCUACACACUGCCCGAUGGUCGUGUGAUCAAAGUGGGCGGCGAGCGCUUCGAAGCCCCGGAAGCCCUUUUCCAGCCUCAUCUCAUCAACGUGGAGGGCGUCGGCGUGGCAGAGCUCCUGUUCAACACCAUCCAAGCGGCCGACAUCGACACCCGGUCCGAGUUCUACAAACACAUUGUGCUGUCGGGGGGGUCCACCAUGUACCCUGGCCUGCCGUCCCGCUUGGAGCGCGAGAUCAAACAGCUGUACCUGGAACGAGUCUUGAAGGGGGACGUGGAGAAGCUGUCGAAAUUCAAGAUUCGCAUCGAGGACCCGCCCCGACGGAAGCACAUGGUCUUCCUCGGCGGGGCGGUGCUUGCCGACAUCAUGAAAGACAAGGACACCUUCUGGCUGCGGCGGUCGGAGUAUCUGGAGAAGGGCACCCGCAUCUUGGAGAAGCUGGGGGUGACCGUGCGAUAGGCCCCCCCGCCCCGUGCUUUGGUCCAGGCCACCCCCUUCCCCAUUCCAGGCUUUCCAUUUCUUCUUCUGUGCAUCCAUUGCAGUGCCGAAUGUCUGACUUGAGGGGAGUGUAGCCAGAAGGGCAUUGGGACCAGUGCUAGAACUCUUGAAUUUCCAGUUUUGCUUUAAAAAAGAAAGAAAAAAAGCAUUCCCAACCUCUCAUUUUGCUCCCUCGUCCACUUUGCUCACCCUUCUGCCCUUUGCAACCCCAUCGCGUUAAUCGGACAAAAACACAGGUUCUUCCCUCGAAUGGGGGGGGGUUGUCAGGUAGACACUGCCGGUAGCUGGAGUCCCAUAUUAUAUUUUAUUAUUAAUUAUUAUUAUUAUUAUUUCAAUUUCUAGACCGCCCUUCCAAAAAUGGCUCAGGGCAGCUUACACGGAGAAAUAAUAAAUAAAUAAACACUAUAAUAAUUGUAAUUAAUAAUACAAGAAUAUAUUGCGUCCUUUCCCUCUUGGCUUCGCAAAUGACCUUUCGAUCCAUGGGGACGUCAGCAAGAGACUCCAGUUCCCGGAAGUGUUUACCUACAACUGGGGAACCUUUACCUGGAAAGGAUCGUGAAAAACUGUCCCGAUCCUUUCUAGUCGCAGGUAGAAGGUUCUAGUUGCUGGAGUCUCAUUUGCUAAGCAACGGGGGUAGGGGAGGGGGGAUGCCACAUGGGACCCCAGCUGCCAGCAGUGUCUACCUGCCACCAGGAAGGGUUGGGAAAGCUUUCCCCAACCCUUUCUGGCUCCAGGUAGACGCGCCACUGGUAACGGCAGCGCCGUGCCGAAAUCCUCCUGGAGCAAAAGCUUGCGGGCCUUCACCCUGAUCACUAGGGACCAAAGACAACCCUGCAGAAGUGUCAUACUAUAUGCAAAACUUGGCUCUGGGAAAUCCAGUUAUUCCCAUCAGCCUUCUCGUUUAACAAAAACGGAAGCUCCUUUUGGGACCUUGGGGCUGUGUGCAAAACGCUUGACCACACAGUGCAUUGUCAACUCAGGGAUAUUUGGGGCGGGCAGGGAGGGAGAAGCCAGCCUCACCCUCCUGCCAUCGCAUCUCCUUCCAGGCCCCGAACGGUGCCGGACUCGACUUCGAAACCCGCCACUCCCAUCCCAGUGAGCCUCAAGGCGACACUUCUUGCAGGAUCUGAGAGUAGCAGCAGCUGAGUUUUCCAUUUGGGGCACACGGCCCUUUUCCCAACAGACCCAGUCAGGAUAGGCAAGCAGCCCACCCGAGAGCGGGGACUCUACCCCGACCCCACAAAAGACCUGGGAGGCCACCUUGAAAUACAAAAUACCCCACCACCACCACCCCACGCAUGAGAGCUAGGGCUGGGCUUCCUGAUGUUCAGCUUUGGGACCCAGCGAUGGAGAGGGAUGAUUUCUGACUGGUCUCCGGUUUAAGGAAAACAAACCCAAAUCCCUCGAUAAUCAGUGGGUCCGCUCUUAGCAAGGAGGGUCAGGUCCCGUGCGGAAGGCAGGAGGGUGCAUUUUGAGGCGGAAGAGAGCCCCCUCCAAAGGGCCUGCCAGCUUUCCUGCCUGGGCUGCCGUCAAUUUUCGCAGCUCUGUGACAGGCAGAAGUUCAGCAGGCAAAGCGCCGGAGGGGAAGAGAGGCACCUUUUGGGCGAUGGACCUGUUAAGGCAGAGUUGCCCUACCAGGGAAGGGAAAAAAAAGGUGGUAAUCUUUCCUUUCUACCACUGCACCACCGUGAAGCCCCAAAUAUAUUUGCCUUCUGUUUCCAUGCAAGAGAAAGGGUGGUGGUCAAGGAUAGCAUCCGGGGGGUGGGCAGGGGUUGCUUCUUGCUCUAGCUGCUUGUGCUUCCUUCUCUCCGAGUCUUGGAAGGUUGGAGGUUGGCCGGUGUAAUUGUUGCCCCCUCCAGAGGGGGACAUUUGUCCCCCUGCAGAGGAUGACGAAGGCUUUUUGUCCUCCUCUUCCUCCCAGGUCUGUAGGCUUUAGGGCAGGUCUGCUCAUCUCUCUCUCUCCCCCCCCCCCACUGUUUCUGGACUCCCACAAUCCCCCGCCCCAGUGGCCAACAGCCAGGGAUUCUGGGAAUUGUAGUCCAACAUCUGUCGGAGGGCCGAAGAGGAGCAGCUGUGCUUUUAUGGGCUUUGGAUUCGGUUGUCGAAAGGGUGGGGGUUGAUGGAUAUACGGGCCUUUCCCGCCCCGAUCUGUUCUUGGGGUCGACUGCGAGGGGUGGGGUGAAGGGGUCAGCGCCAGUCUUUGAAUGACUUGUUUGUUCAAAAAAAAAAAAAAAUCUUGAUUUUUUAAAAAACGGGUUUGCUUUUCAAA